CACGCGUCGUGACGUCACCCGGCGGCGCGUCUCAGCGGCGCGAAGCGGGCGCCGCGGGAUAGCAGGGAGGGAGCCCGGGGCAGGCGGGGCGGCCGUUGGCGACGGUUGGCGAGGCGCGGCGCGGCGCGGCCCCACCCCGCCACCGCUGCGGCGCGCGGCCCUGCCAGAGGCGGCCGGUCCCGAGGGCGGCGCCGUUGCGGGCUCGUCCCCUUGGGACGGCGCUUCGCCGCCGAGGGCCGAGGCUGCCGGGGCGCCUGCCGCCGAGCUCCCGCCCCUGGCGCUCCGCGGUGCCGGGACCUCCGCUACAGCAGCACCGCGUGCCCGCAGCCGCGCCGCGCUCCCCGCGGGGCCCCCGGCAGGUGGCGCUGCGUGCCCGGAGACGCGGGCGGAGGCGCAGGGAGGUCGCUGCGGGGCUGCGGGCCGAGCCGCGUGCGCUUCAGACGCCAUGUCUUUGCGCAGGGGCAGCGCCGAGAGGGAGGCCUUUGCCUUACGGGAGUGCGGAGCCCCCCGGAGAGCUGGUGUGGGUCUGGGUGUCAGGGCUGGGAACAGCAGUUUGCUGGCUGGAGCUAGAAACGCUCCUGAGAAUCUGCGCUGCUGCUAGCUCGGGUUGUUCGAAAAGAAGCAGGAGCUGUUUGUUCAGUGUGCCUGGCAAAGCUAGAUCAAGGUUACUGACGCACGCUUGCAUACUGCUCCCCCGUGCUGUGCGGUGCCAUGUUUUGCUCAGGUCUUAGUCUGUCGUGAUCUGGAGAGUUAAAUGAGAAGGAUACUUCUAGACUGACAGAGAAUAUAGUCUCCUAAACAGGUUUAAAAUUUAAUCAAAAUAUGGAACCAUGUCAGUAUUUAAACGCAGGCUACUUUGUCUGUUUGUAAAUGGCCUGCAGACACUCAGCCAAUUGCGUCUGCUGAAGGUGGCCUCUACCUUGAGCUGAGCAGUGUCCUCUGCCGUUGCCCUGUGUGCUCAACCUUGCUCACUCUGCUUCCCCCAAGCACUGGGGUUCCUUCCUUAGCCAGCCCCGAGAGAGCUGUUCAGGGCUCCUUCUGCCGUGCCAGUCAGCCCUUUCAGUCUCUGCAGCUGGACAAAUACACUCGAUAACCAAUUAACCCCUUCCUUACCAUUGCUUAAUAGGCUUUUAAAUCUCCUGUUCCAUUAUUAAAUCAAACAUUGGCGACGUCAGUCAAACAAGACAUUGAGCUAGUUAUAGGUCAUUGAAUUGCUAUUGCCCUUAUUCUGCUUAUCUGUAGUGGUUGAUUUUCAUGACAACAAUCAUCAUUUCUCUAUAUUAUAAUCUGGUUGUUACAAGUGUAAGAUUGUAUUGUCAGCAUUAAGCUAGUAGGAAAGAGAACUUUUAAGGGCAGUUGAUAGCAACCUACAAUAAAUAUGAAAUGGAAAUUUUGUAUUUGUCAGCUGAAAUAUUAGUAUCUUUCCUGGUACAUUCUUAAUCUGCCAGAAAUUAAAGGGAAUGAGGCCCUGAGAGUAGUGAAAUCUCCACACUUCGGAGAAGAAUUUAAUACUGCUUUCCCAAAACAUGGCAGCAGAAUCCAGACCAAAAAGGCUAUAGCUACCAGAGGAAAAGCUCGUAGCAUUGUGUCUCUUUAAGUUUUAAUGCUCAUACAGCCAGCCCAGGCUAUUGACUAAUGUAAACUGGGAAAUUAGCAAACCUUAGAUUCACAUCUCUCUCAAUUUUUCUAACAUCUCAAUUCAGCAUCUUAAACAAGAGUCACAAAACUGAUUAAACUCUAGGGUUGAUCUAAGAAUGUAUCUUUAUAGAUACGUAGAUACAUAGCUAAGUUAGUUUUCACUGUAUGUUUCCAUAUGUGCAGGUCUGGCUGCUACUGUCUACUGUAAAGUCACUUUCAAUUUCAUUUCACCAUUAGAGGUGACCAAUACUUUGCAGUUUCAGACUAUUAGAGGCACAUUACUUGACAUAUUUCUAAAUAUUAGACCUGAUCUUCAUGACAUUCCAGGAGGGCAGGAGUUGUCCAAACCUUUUAAGAGAAUGAAGUUAUUAUGGAAUAUAUUAGUAAUGGAGUGCUGGGGUUCUCAGCCAUUACCUGUUGGUGCUUGGCAGUUGCUGGUUGGAGUCCUGUUCCCCUGCUCAUGUCUUCCUGCUGCCCUGGCUUGAUCCCUCAUUUCUGGACUGCGUUAUGAUACAUCCAGCUCUGAAAGUAAAUUCUGAAAUGUGGCUAUGGCACAAUCCAUGCACUACAGCUGAUGUUCUGCUGCAGGAGUCUGUCACUGCUGGGAACUUCAAAUCCUUCACUUUCACACAUAAACAUUUCCUGCUGAAGAAAUAAGCCAUGCAACUUAUCAUAUGAGCAAAUCAGAAGUACCAGUUUCUUUCUGGCUGAGGCAGAACAGCAUUGUCUUGUUUAAACAAAAAGAAAAAACACAAAAUAGUCUUUUUCCAGCUAGAGAGGCAUCACAAGAACAUACGGAUCAACUAAACAACAGGGGGAAAAAAAAGAACAAAAGUAGAACAGGAUUGGGACUGAGGUUAUUGGGGCUAAUAAGGGCAUCCCUCUCAAUUGUAGAACUCCAGAGAACAGCACUGUGCCAGGAAUAACUUGAGAGUCAAUGGGAUCUCCUAGAAGAUCUUUACUUGGAUGGGAGAAAAAUUUCAGAGCAUGUUGCUCUUCAGCUUUCUGCUGUGUUAGCAAGACUGGCAAUUAGAUGCCCUUCCUGUCCUUGACACAUCUGAUUUUGACUUGUACCAUUGCACUACAAUAAACUAGCUUUAGGGAGAAAAGCACUUUGGGUGUUUCAGCUCUUGACUUGCAUUAAUAAUAAGCCAUAUUCCCAUGGUUUAUUUCCCAUGUGGUGUCCUGCAGUUAAAAACCCUUAAGCCCUUUUGGAAAGUUGGCUAUUCACGGAGAAGUCUGCUUGUCUGGGCUACAGUUUCUGUGAGGUUUUUUUUGUUAUAGGCAGGGGCAUUUGUAUGCAGGAUUUUAAUUCAAAAUGAAUUUGUUUGCAUCUGCUGGCACAACAGGUAUUUGCUGUGGAAGUGAGUUAAAUUAAAAAUAGGUGAUGGAUCUUUCAAGGGGACAGAAGGGCUGUGGGCUGGCCAAAUCUUACUAAGAUGUAGUACAAGCAGUAGGAACCUUGUCUAAAUAACAAUCCAAGUGAGACUCAGACACAACUGUAAAAGCUUUCUCUAAACCAAAACAUCUGAUCUGCAUUGGCAAGACUGGUUGCUGAAACUUCCGUCUAAGGUUUUUGGGCAGAGUUAGAUAAAGGGCAGUUUUCAGCUGAAUGCCGUAAAUCAUCCUUAUCUCUCACAUCAAGGUACAGCUUCCAGAAACCGUAAAUCCCAGUAUGCAAAGCUGCUUGGUUUGAAUGGAAGGAACUACUUAGGCUGCAUAUCUGGGUUGCAAAUGAAGGUUGGAUGGUACAAUGCUGUUCUCCAGCCAGCCUUUCAUCUCCCAUACCCAGAUGAUACACUGGCCUUCCUUGUCCUGAGCACGCCUUCAAUGUUUGACAAAGCUCUUAAGCCUUUUGUGAACAAAGAACGGUUAAAAAUAAUCAGGGAUCCUGUGGACCAGUGUGUUUCUCAUCAUUUAUCAUGUGUGAAGGAGAAAUUCCCUGACCAGAAGGUGGACAUCAUCUGUGAUUACGAGAUCCUGCCAAACCGAAAGCCCAAGUUCUUGGCACAGACAGCUGCCCAUGUUGCAGGAGCAGCAUAUUACUACCAGAGGAAGGAUGUGAAGCUUGAUCCUUGGGGGGGAAAGAAGAUCUAUGGCGUAUGUAUCCAUCCCAAGUAUGGCGGCUGGUUUGCUAUCCGGGCUCUUCUCCUGUUCCCAGAUAUUCAGGUACCAUUCCUGGAACAGUCUGCCCCUACUGACUGUGUGAGCACAGAGGAGAAAAGAAUUGAGUUGCUGGAGCAGUUCAAUUUCCACUGGCAGGAUUGGCGUUACCGGGACAUAAUUGAAGUGAAGGAAAGGUACUCAGAGGAGCAGAAAGCCUACUUUGCCACUCCUCCAGCAGAGAGAUUCAGACUGCUAGGCCUGCCAGGAGAAGCCCAGAGAAACACAUUUCACUGAACAACACGGUUUCCUGAAGGGUCAAGGUGUGAGCAAAGUGUAACUCACCAGCACCUUCUUUCCUGUGCUGCUGAGGAGGUAGAUGUGCUGAUACAGAGAGAGUGAAUCCGAGCAGCUGUGUACAGCAUCUCAGUCCAAACAUCAGCUUCACAGAACGUGAAGGAACACUGCAUCUUAGCACUAUUGAUCUGGAGGAAGAUGGGGGCAGUCCGAUCCAUGCUGUUGUGGAUUCAAUGUGUGUUUUUUGAGUGUAGUAAGAUGCCCAUUAGCCUUUGGCUGGGCAAAGUUCAGACAUCUUUGCACUAGAAAACCCAUGCUGCUAAUUAGAAAAGUCAUGUGUCUUAAGAAUUUUCUUUCCAAAUGUUUUGGAUUUAUUCUGUGUAAGAGUUAAAAAAUAAAUUUUCACUCAUUGUUCUCUGAAAUAAUUUUUCUUCGGUAUGAACUCAGGGCAGAUAUUUUUUAUAUGUAUCUAGCACUUUGUUACCCUGUGUUAUAACUCUCCUGGGAAACAAAUGUUCAAUCUUUUCAGUCUUGCCCUCCUCAGAAAAAAAAGGUGCUCUGCAUUCCUUCACCUUUAGUGAAGCUGGCUUAAUUUAAUUAAGAGAUCGUUUAAUGUCUCCUCCCCUUAACCUCCAGAAGAAAAUUCUCCAAAGAGAUUGUUUCAGUAAGUAGCAUAGUCCUGUACAUGGAGCAGGACUGAGCAAAACGUUGCUCAACAGCAGCCUCCUUUUUCAGGAUAGUUAUGAAAGAGAAAGUGACGGUACAAAGGUGACAGAGUAAGUCUCAUAUAUUUCCUUUGCACCCAGUGUCAGCUUCUUAGAACAAAGUGAAAUCUUUAGGUCAGUUUUAAGAACUUACUGCUAUAUUGAGCAGCCUAUGCCUAUGUGAGUAGAGUUUUAGUCAUAUUAAGCUGAUUGACUAAAAAAAAAAACUUUUCACAACCUUUUUCUAAAGUAGGUGAGAUUUGAAUUUAAAUAAUUUCCAGUGUCGUGCCAGCUAUACUGUGGUUUUACUACAAGAAUUUCCUGUUGUACUUUCUGUUUUUGUGUGAGGGAGAUCAUAAACUUGCACGCACACAAAAACCAUUAUGUGAAACAUUGUCACACACACAGACAACAAAGCAGAGGGAAAAAAAAGAGGGAAAAUAUGCAUGAUUUUCAUGUUAUUUAUGUUGCUGGAUAACACAUUUUCAGACAAAAAUAUAACUUUCUCUUUUUAGAUGACUGUAUCUUGUUUGAUUUGUUCAGAGCUCAAAAUGGCACUGAGAAUCAGGUAUUAAUUACCUUAGAGCACUUUGAGGCUCAGGCUUCAUGAAAAUAAUUUAUUAUAAUAAAUUAAAAUAAUAGUCUGUGAAAGUUUUGGUACUUGACUGCAAUGCAAAACUGCAAGUUGCUAAGCACUUUCUUCCUUUCCCUGAUAGCAACAUGAUUAUGCAGAAAUACUCUCUUUGCAGAACUGAGCCCUUUGUUUUUAUUUCGUAUUGUAGUUCUUCAUACCUCUUAGAGACCUAACAUUAAGGUUACUCUCACACUAAGUCAUUGCUUGAUAUGUUUUUUCCCUAAGUCUAUAUUCUAAAUCAGCAAAAUCAAGAUUCAGCAUAAGUUUGUUUUUCUCUAAAUUAUGUAGUAAGCAUGUGAUCACUGGGCUUGUUCAGUCUACUUGCUGUUACUAAAAAAUCUGUGUUAUCAUCCAUGCUUUUGUUCACCACAUCUCACUAAGGCACACACCUGAUUAAGUGUGUGAUAAUAGUAUUGUAAUUUUUAAUUUAAACAAAAUAAUUUAAUUGUUUACAUUCUGGUUUUUGGUAUAGAAUUACUUCUGGUUGAAGUGUUGGCUGGUCUUUUCAGAACUUUCUAAUUGAACUGUAAUUUAAUGGGAACUUGAGUUAAUGGUUUCAUAUUAGUAACAUAUACAAAAUAAUGAUUCUCCUAGAAAGAUACCGAAUGGAAUCAGAUUUCUCUUUUUAUAUUACAAUUUAAAUUAAAAUAUUUUGACUUGGGGGGUUGAUUUCUUAUAAAUAUUUAAUAUUUUGUUGUAGUUCGUUCUACAUUCAACAAUGUAGUUCAUUGAACAGAUUGCUAUUGCCACUUCAUUUCAACGUUUGUAAUUUAUUUCUCUUUACAUUGUAUUUUGGUUAAUAAAAUAUACAAAGUUGUAAGUAA
Dromaius novaehollandiae (emu) is the source of this 6200-nucleotide messenger RNA. It is a transcript of the gene MMACHC, whose product is annotated as metabolism of cobalamin associated C. Gene Ontology annotation, cellular component: cytoplasm. Bases 3373 to 4038 code for a protein of 221 amino acids. Gene Ontology annotation, biological process: cobalamin metabolic process. The transcript has 4 exons. Gene Ontology annotation, molecular function: FAD binding; cyanocobalamin reductase (cyanide-eliminating) (NADP+) activity; demethylase activity. The record is from RefSeq and is a predicted model, not a curated record. NCBI's taxonomy places the organism in Eukaryota, Metazoa, Chordata, Aves, Casuariiformes, Dromaiidae.